CUUAACAUUUUCUUAAAAAAGGGGAAAACUUCGAGAGCUUGAAUGGUUCAAUUCCUUGAAUUCUUUUACAAAAUUCACGUUCACACCUCAUACCCCAUCGACUCCUUGCUCAGAUGAAAGAAGUUGCUCAUGUUUAGCACUAGGACUACAACAAAUAUGAUGUAGUACAAUCUGAACAUUUUAUGUCCCUUUGCUCGCUUGAUGCGCAUAAUUAGAAGCUUUGGGACUAUGUUACUAUGUGUAGGGUACAUAGUUAGAAGCUAAAUAUAUGGUUAUCUUUUGUUGUCCACCACUACUUUUACCGUUACGACUUAUAAAAAAAUAUGGUAAGAUGAAUAAAUUGGAACAAAAUGUCGUGAAUUUUGCAAAGAAUUUCAUUGAUGCUUCUGAUGAUUACUAGUUUUAUUUCAUGCACGUUGCAUGAAUAAACUUAGGUAUAUAUCCUGACAUUAUAGUUAUUGACCUUUGAUACCCAGAACAACAAAUUAUGUUGGAGUAAUUAUGAUCCUUGGCUUAUGAUUCUAUUUAGAACUCAUGCCUCUUUAAUUUAUAAUUUGCGAGAAAAUGAAUUUAAGUAUCAUUAACUCAAAUAUUUUAAUUUAUUCUAUCUAUUUGCUACUAUUUUUUAGGCUUUGUGGCACACUGACAUGAUACGGUUGUUCUGUUUUUGUAGGUGAAUUUAUUUUGAUUGCUUACAUAAUAUUCGCGGACAUGUUUGCACUUCAAUAUUAUGAUACUUACAUAGUGACAUAUUUUUGCUCCAUAAACUCAACUAUUUGACAAAAGAAAUUGAACACAAACUUGGUAUCCUUAUUAAGGGGACAAAAACCCUAAAACUUAUUCACAAAACAAAAUAUCAUAAUAGAGUGAUUCUAUCUAUUUAUCAUGUUCACCCUCAUUCAUCUCUGACUUUGUGUGUCUGACGAGAGUAUCACAUAGACUACUCCUUCCAGGAAAAACACCUAUCAUACGUUGAAGUUUGUACAUUAAACUCACAAAUCCCAAAGGGUUUGAUAAUCCAUCUGCAAUUCACGCAACCCCAGUAAUCUCUUUUAUCAUUAUAGACAUCAUACCAAUGAAGCUUGCCGCUACCUGGCCACUCGAAGGAACAUUUAAAUAAGGUCGUGGAAAAUACACUUGUCCAGAACCUAAAAUGAAAGUCUUGUCCCGGUCCUAACACCCUAACACCAAGGUCGUCGUCCUUCGACUUACAAUGCGCCUUCAAUUGCACACUACCCCCAAGCGCAUUGCCAAUCAUCACCAUUUUCUUCAAUGGAAAGAUGCCAUUUGUGUCUUCAGCUUUUACAACAUCAUUUAUAAUUCCGAUACACAGUAGGAAUAUAACAUUAACUAUCAUAACUGCUCUCCUCCCCAUGCUUAAACUCAUUAUAUGAAAGUAUUGUCGAACACACAAUGGAUAGAUGGAUUAUAUAUAUAUACAUGUCCAUUUGCAUGAAUUUCGGCGGUAUUAGUUAGGUUAGUUAGUAAUGUUAUAACUUUAGUCUAGAAUUCUUCUCUAUUUUUUUGCACCUCAAUAUUGUUUUGUAUUCCUAUGUUUAUGAUUAUUUGAAUGGGUUUUGUGUUACCAUAAAAAACGCUUCUAGUUAACUAUCCCCCCACAUUUAGAUAUAACAAUCGUAAUAUAAAUUCGGAGGCUCAAGUGUCACUCAAGCAAACAAAAGAGACAAACAAUGUUGAGGCGAAACUGCACAAUAUUUGUUGUGUUCCUAUUGUUAGCACAAGAAACUUCUUUCAUCGAGGCGAGGAUAUGGUAUGCCAAAACAAGUGUGGUGGUGAAGAAUGAGGUGGAAGGAGGGAGGAAACUAGCACUUCAUUGUAAGUCUAGAGACAACGAUAUUGGGGCCUUUGUGCUGUUAACACAUCAAGGCAUAAAAUGGAGCUUUCGACCGAACAUCUUUAGAACCACUCUGUUUUAUUGCAGCGCUGAUUGGGGAGAGGGAGUUCAUUGGUUUGACAUCUACACUUGGAAGAGGGAUUACUUGCGGUGCACUUAUUGCCAAUGGAUAAUAAAGGAGAGCGGUCCGUGCCUUCUAGACCUUGGCACACGUAAUUAUGAUUUUUGCCUUCCGUGGCAUUAACAAUUGAAGGAGAAGAGAGGGGAUGGUUGUGUUAUUGUGGACUUGUUUCUAGACCUUUGAUAACUAGGUUUGGGUUUGAUUGAUAGUUAUGAGCAUUAAAUAUUAUGAUAGAUUUCAUUAUUUUUUUUACCAUUAACUAGGAUAAUUUGCAUCUAAUAAUGAUGCUACAUGCGACAUCGAGUUUCAUCAUUCGAUAGCAUUUUUUUUAUCUCUGGUAUGUAAAAGCAAUAAAAUUAUUAGCUAAAAAGAUGAAAUCUUGCAUGGUCCCUCAAGAACUCACUCCUCCUACUAAUUACAAUGAUCGGAGCGUCACAAUGAUCGAUGCACUAGCCUCCAAGAACAAGUUAGGGUUCAAAGAUGAAAGUAUUCAAUAACUCGCUUACUUUUAUAAUAUUUGCGUAUGAAGAUCGGUUCAGAUUCGUAGUCCUUGGUUUACAUUACUCGAUGGGGGUGAAUGUUGUGUUUUGUAUACAGAGGUAUGAGCAAAAGCUCAAGAUGUAGGAUUAGGAUAUUACAAAGUUAAAGGUUCCAUUCGAACGUGGUUGUCGCUAUGUCAUAAACCAGUUGGUCCCAAUAAUUCGAGUUGUUGGGAGAAGGUUAUGCUGGAUCUUAUACAGGCCCAUGUAUGGUACUUAACCACUUCCUUACACGCCCCCUCAAACGAAAGCCGACUCAUGGACUUGAAGUUUGCACAGGGCCACCAUACCAUGUGCUUGAAAGACAACGAUUAAUAUUGGGGGUCGUGAGGACUUGAACACUUCCUUACACGCUAUAGUUUCAAGCCUUCAAUAAAAGCAAAAAACAACUCAACCAAUAUAUCAAAAAUAAAAUAAACUGAACAUAACAGAAUCUCCAAAACAAACCCUAAACACGGCUGAUUAGAAACCAAUCAAGAAGACUGAUGAACAUUCAACCAAUACUCUCCAUCAUUAUAAGAAUAAACAAAACAUACAUAUUCGUACGAACCAACUUCCUCUACUCCAAUUGACUAAAGCUAAGUCAUUUAUCCUUUCCUAGCUGAACUAGGCAACAAUGAUUGUCAAUAGUAAUUUUCAUACCAUUAGAUCACUCUUAUCAUCGAGUAAAAGAAGAUUCAAAGUCAGUUGAACAUCUUAAACCAAAACGUAAAAUCAAAUCCCAACAAACAAGAAAACGAAGGAAUAGGUUUUUUCGCCACCAAAUGUGGACAACCCUUUUAUUAUCUCGACCAAUAAAGCAGAUAAUGAACAUAUGAAAAUACUCCCCAAGAAUUAGGGAUGACAAUUACCCACCCAUGGGUAUGUUUGCCCAAAUCCAAUUGCACCCAUCUAUUAUGAGUAGGUUAUUGGAUUUAUUCUAUAUGGGUUUGAGUAGUACUUUGGGUAGGUGGAGUUGGAUUUGGAUUUUGGUUUUUAAAGUGAAAAUGGAUAUGGGUUGGAUUUGGAUACCCAUCACUUUGGAUAUGCUUGUAAAUGUUUGUUCUUUUAGGUACUAAAUGUAAAACAAAAAAUUUUGAAGUAUCAAAUUAUUAUUUUCCGUACAUAAUGCUGGACCUAUUUGCAUUUCAUUAUAAAGUUCAGGUACUAAAUAGUAGUUUUAUAUGUAAAUUUAGCAGUGAAACAUGCCACCGGAAUUUCCUCCGUCGAUCGAUCUUCGCCAGUUUGCCGGCAACCGAAAAACGUCGCUGGUGGAGCUGGGACCCGGUUCGCGGGUGGAGCGGUGCUUCAACUUCAUGGAUUGAUCAUUGAUGAAUAGCAUCGAGUGGUUGUUGCCUGCUUGCGAGUGGAAUUGCGAGUCGAUUGCCUUUGUUUUCCCCAUCAACGACGUUUACCGGCAAAACCAGAAGGUGGAGCUUUGGAAGGAGAAAGUCAAUAGUGCUCGCGCCGACGUUGUACAAGGAGGAGCACCUUGGUCGAGGGUGAUGAAGAACUCGUCGAGGUUCCCCACCAGUGGCUCAUAAGAAAAUACUUUGCAUAAC
Messenger RNA from Linum trigynum, 4056 nucleotides. The record is from the annotation of a GenBank genome assembly. Lineage: Eukaryota; Viridiplantae; Streptophyta; Magnoliopsida; Malpighiales; Linaceae.